GGAAGAAAAACCUCUGUUGUGUUGAGUCGGAGCUCUCAUGCGUAAGUAAAACAUAUAACGAUCCGAACUUCAGCCACGUCGAAUUCUAAGUUAAGAUGAGUGCAGCUUCCACACCCGUCUCCCGGGUACGUGAAGGAUGGACAUCGUCCUCCUUAAAAAACAAGGGUUUGUCACCUGCAGCCUGCAGUACCCCGCUGCUGGCAGCCUUCCCUGGAAACGAUGACGAGCAGGAGAGACGUCAGCGACGAAGGUCAAGGGUCAUUGACCUUCAAACUGCCGCAGACUCUUCUUUCAACGACUCUGCAUCCCAUAGUGCUGCAGGGACUCCUGCUGCUGUGCCCAAGCUGUCUAAUGCACAGAUCUCAGAGCAUUACUCAACCUGCAUCAAACUCUCUACUGAGAAUAAAAUCACCACCAAAAAUGCCUUUGGUCUCCAUCUGAUUGAUUACAUGGCUGAUAUACUCAAGCAGAAGGACUCUGAACUCACAAAUUUCAAGGUUGCAGCUGGUACUUUGGAUGCCAGUACUAAAAUCUAUGCUGUCAGAGUGGAUGCUGUUCAUGCUGAUGCCUACAGGGUCCUCGGAGGACUUGGAGCUGAGACUAAACCUGGAGACGACCGUGCUCUAGAGGACGAUCAGAGGGAUGAUGAAGGUGAACCAACAGCCAAGCAGCUGAAGAAGAAGAAGCCUCCAAAGAGGACAGUGGAGCAGAAUCUGAGCAACAUCAACAGUGCUGACUCAGAGAGGAAAUGUGAGGUGGACCCCAUGUUUCAGCACAUGGCUUCAUCUUUUGAUGAAAGCAGCACAGCUGGUGUUUUCCUGUCGGUUCUGUUCAGUGAGAACAGUCGCUGUGAGCUGCUCUUUCCCUCCUACAUGACCCUCCUGCAGUCCAGACCUUCAUACUCACCUCCACCUCCUCAGGGAGUCUCUGCGUCUCCGUUCAUGGCGGGACUCCAACGUACCCAGGAGAAAAGCUCCAUCUGCCCUUCACUGCAGGACUUUUCCUUCACUAGCUGGAACCCGGAGCAGACAAUGAAUCAGCUCUUGGAAAAGAUGAAGCAGGGAGAGCACGUGUUUGAUGUGAACGCUGAACCUGAACCUGAGCCUGAAGAAGAUGACUGCCUCGACUUUGAUGCAGAUUAUGAGGAGGGACUGGCCGACUGUGACGACGGAGCCAAAGAACACAAAGACGGAUGUGAGGCUUCUGGCUCCGGCAAAGGAAGGGAUGUGAUUCCCAUCGGAGAGGGAGACAUCGCCACUAUGUGUCUGCAGCUGUCGUCUCAACCCAGAGAUUACUCGUAUUUCAGCCCCAGGACGAUGGCAACGUGGGCUGGACCCGGAUACUGGCAGUUUAAACCAAAACACAAAUUGGACCAUUUGCCUGAUAAGGAGCCGCGUAAAAGGAAACCCAAGAAGAUAUUUGAAAUAGACUUCAAUGAUGAUGUCAACUUUGACACAUAUUUCCGCACCACAAGGGCUGCCACCACUAUCACUAAAUCUGCCCUCAAUGUCAGACACAGGAAAACAACUCUACCAGCCAACUUCCAGUUUCCCCCAGAGACACUCUCCCAGCUCAGCCUUAAACCUUCCAGCUCGUUAUAUCAAGAAGGACAAAAGAGGCUCUCUGGAGAACUUGGAGAAGGCAUUGGAGACUAUGACUACAACAACGCUAAUGACACAGCCAACUUCUGUCCGGGUCUUGAGGGCGGCGACAGUGAUGAUGACGUUGAAGGGUUUGCUGGUUCAGACGACACACAGCCAUCAGGUGACAGUUUACCUCCACCAUCCCAAGAAUUUGAAGGCGUUACCACUUACGGGGAGGACGAUUUGGUACCUGAACCACACAGGGUCAACAAGAUCGAGAUCAACUAUGCUAAAACCGCCAAGAAAAUGGACAUGAAGCGACUGAAGAACAACAUGUGGACUCUCCUGACAGAAGGCCCAGAAAAACCCACAGAGGAGGUGGACACAGUGGAGAAACCAGGGGUGCGUGGGGAGAAGGCGUUCAGUGAGACCACGAAAUCACUGCUUAAAAGACUGCCAAGUACGAUGGCACAGAACUUGUCGGUACCUCUGGCCUUUGUGGCUCUGCUUCAUCUUGCCAAUGAAAAAAAUUUGGAGUUGGUAAAGGUUGACGACAUGUCGGAUAUCAUCAUCAGACAAGGCCACUGAACACAGAUGAAUGAUGGGAUAUUUGAGUCUUCGCACCUCUUUUAACGCUAUUCUCUACCUGUUCACCUCCUUUACUUUGUAUCAUAUAAUUACAUCUUCGUGUCCAUUUCGUUUAGAUUUUAUCAUCUUGUUUAUGUAAUUUUUGUAGCGACUAUGGGACAAGGAACUAUUCAGGUCACUGUUUCUUUUAUUCAUUGAAUAGUGCUUUAAAAAUGUCCUUCCUUUUUAUUCUGUCCUGUUGCUUAUCGUAGAUAUUUAACUGCUCGACUGCUGCUCAAAAAAUGUAUAUUGUCAAAAGAAAUAAAACAUUUUCCUUUUUUUUUUU
Molecule: messenger RNA, 2496 nt
Organism: Sphaeramia orbicularis (orbiculate cardinalfish)
Lineage: Eukaryota; Metazoa; Chordata; Actinopteri; Kurtiformes; Apogonidae
Gene: ncaph
Product: non-SMC condensin I complex, subunit H
Exons: 18
Coding region: 96-2171 (691 amino acids)
Biological process (GO): mitotic chromosome condensation
Cellular component (GO): condensin complex
Molecular function (GO): chromatin binding
Source: RefSeq, a predicted model, not a curated record